GUGGACAAGUGUGGGACGAGAGAGUCAGCAAGUUUUUUGAUGUUGGCAACAAAUUAACCCCCUCUGUACGUAACCUUCUGUCUGCUGUUGCUGUCAAAUCACAAUCACACAACCAAACCAAAACCAACCUGGGCCGAACGGCGGACGCUUUUCAACAUGAGCAACGCAAUAACAAUAUCUGUUGUGAGGCCAAAGACAAGUCUGCUAGACAAGCCCCUAAGCAAAGGAAAAGGCGAAGUUAGUUUAAGUUCGUUUGCUUUACUUUUCUCUGAGCUUGUACAAUAUUGUCAAAAUCGUGUUUAUACUGUACCAGAGCUUCAGACCAAAUUAGCAGAAAUGGGCCAAGAUGUAGGCUCCAAAGUAAUUGAUUUAUUUUUUGUACGUGAUCGUAGUUGGAAACGAGAAACUAAACUCAUUCACAUGCUGUUCUUCAUCAAGACAACAUUAUGGAAAUCGUUAUUUGGCAGGGAAGCAGACAAAUUAGAGCGUGCCAAUGAUGAUGAAGCAACUUACUACAUUAUUGAAGAUGAACCUCUUGUCAAUAAGUAUAUUUCAGUUCCAAAAGACAAGGGGAGUCUGAACUGUGCAGUAUUUGUGGCUGGAAUUAUUGAGGCAGUACUGAAUGGGUGUGGUUUUGCUUGUAAAGUGACAGCUCACUGGCAUAAAGGGACUACUUACAUGGUGAAGUUUGAAGAUCAUGUCAUCAGUAGAGACAAGCAGUUGGGAGAUCAAAAGUCAAUGUAGACUGUCCCUUUUGGUUGUUUUCAAUACAUCAAUUAUGAUGUAUGUUUUGCAUAAUAUUAGAAUGUUUACUUUAAGAUUAUAUGUUGCUUUUUUAAAAAUGUAUAUCAAACUCAUUUUGGAAAAUACAAAUCACGUUCUCAAAAAAUGUC
Messenger RNA from Frankliniella occidentalis (western flower thrips), 893 nucleotides. It is a transcript of the gene Trs31, whose product is annotated as trafficking protein particle complex subunit 5. The record is from RefSeq and is a predicted model, not a curated record. The transcript has 5 exons. Gene Ontology annotation, cellular component: TRAPPII protein complex; TRAPPI protein complex; TRAPPIII protein complex. Gene Ontology annotation, biological process: endoplasmic reticulum to Golgi vesicle-mediated transport. NCBI's taxonomy places the organism in Eukaryota, Metazoa, Arthropoda, Insecta, Thysanoptera, Thripidae. Bases 157 to 744 code for a protein of 195 amino acids.